Meloidogyne enterolobii is the source of this 945-nucleotide messenger RNA. Lineage: Eukaryota; Metazoa; Nematoda; Chromadorea; Rhabditida; Meloidogynidae. The record is from the annotation of a GenBank genome assembly.
AUGCGUUAUUACAAGCCCUCUCAUCUCUACAUAAUAUUUUAUUAUUUUAUUUUCUUCACUUUUUAUUGUUUUUAUUCAUCAUCUGCCUUUAAUUGGAAAUGUGCUGGCUGUAAAACUGGUGUUGAAGUAAUUCGAUAUCUUUAUGAAAUGAAUUACACGAAAACAGAAAUUUUAAACACAGCAGAAUAUGUCUGCAGACAUUUUGCUGAUCAAAAAUCUUUUGUUUGUAGAGGAAUUACCUCACAAUUUAAAGACGAAUUUCUUUAUGUUUUAGAGAAAUUGGUUUUUCAGCCAAGCCAGCUCUGUGGAUUAAUUUUGAAUGGAUGUGGAAAUCCAAUUAAUCCAUUUGACACGAAUUGGAAUGUAUCUCUCCCUCCUUCUCCUCCAACUUUUAAGAAUUUUAAAUCGUCAACAAAUCAAACAAACAAAACAACACCUAUUAGGAUUUUGCAAUUAUCAGAUAUUCAUUUUGACCCGGCUUAUUUGGAAGGGAGUGAGGCAGAUUGUGAGGAACCUGUUUGUUGUAUUAAAAUGCCGAAGAAAGGAGAACUUGUAAAAAAGAAAGCGGGAUAUUGGGGGACAGCAGCAAAAUGUGAUAUUCCCCUUCGAACUGUAGAAAAUUUGUUAGAACAUAUUAAUCGAACUCAUAAACUUGAUUUUGUACUUCUUUCUGGCGAUUACCUUCAUCAUCGAGAUUGGGAAUAUACUCGUGAAGGACAUCUAUCAGCCAUUGCCAAUUUAUCCGCCCUUUUACAACACCAUCUACCACAAAUUCCAAUAUUUUGGGCUCUCGGCAAUCACGAGGCUGUCCCAGUCAAUGCUUUUGGGCCUCACUUUGUACCUGAUCAGUUUAGACCAACUUGGAUGUAUCGAGCUUUACUGGCUGAAGCACAUAAAACAGACCAGGGUCUUUUAUCAGUUGAAGCUGAUGAAGAUUUUGUUUAG